GUUUGAGUCUGGCGGUGCCGGUGUUACGCGGGGCGAGUACGGAUAUAGGUUGCCAUCAUGAACCUUUGGCUUCUGUUUGCUGUCUUGGGAGCUGUCGGAACACAAAAGAUUGAUAUGGAUAUUAAUGAAAAGCACAACACAGCUCUGGGGGCAUGCCAGGCAUGCAAAGCAGUAGUAAAGUCCUUCAAAGCUGCAAUGGAGAAGACAGCUCGUGGGUAUCACGAGGGUGGUGACGCCGACUGGGAGAGCAAAAAGCUGAAGAACUACGCCCACUCGGAGGUCCGACUGGCCGAGAUCCAGUCUCUGCUCUGCUCUGACGUCGUCGUGGGGAAAAGCCAGUGCCAUCACGUGGCCAACGAGGCGGAGGAGGCGCUCGAGUCGGAGUGGUGGCCGGCCGAGCCGCGGCCGGACCUGCACGUGUGGCUGUGCGUCGAGAGGCGGCGUGACUGCUGCCCGGCCGGCCACUUCGGGCCCGCCUGUCAGCCGUGUCCCGGCGGCGCCGACUCGCCCUGCUCCGGCCGCGGCCACUGCAAGGGAGCCGGCACCAGGAAAGGCAACGGCGCCUGCGUCUGCAACAAGGGCUACGCCGGCUCCGUGUGCAGCUCCUGUAACCUCACUGACCACUUCGAGGCUUACAAGGACGACAACAAGCUGGUGUGCUCGCCCUGCCACAAGGCCUGCGACGGCGCCUGCGCUGGGGCCGGGCCGAAGCACUGCGUGCGCUGCGCGGCCGGGUACCAGUGGGAGGCGGAGCUCGGCUGCUCGGACGUCAACGAGUGCCUGGAGCCGAACGCCUGCCGCGCCGACCAGCUCUGCAUCAACGACCCCGGCAAACACACCUGCCUCGACUGCGACAAAGCGUGCGCCACGUGCCACGGCGACGGGCCGGAUAUGUGCCACCAGUGCGCCGAGGGAUACGUCAAGAAGGGCAAACUCUGCGUCGACGGCGAGUUGGAGGGCAAGCAGCGCCACGUGACCGUGGCGCGCUACCUCACCUACCUGGGUCUCUGUCUGGCCACGUGCAUCCUGCUGCAGCGCAGCGUGACGCUGGCGGCCGUGGUCGGCCUGCUGGUGGCCGCCUACAUCUCGCUCUCUGAGUACCACCUGGACUCGCGCAGCCUGCUCUGACGGGCCGCUCGCGGAGCGGCGCCGGCCGGCGGCGCUGCACUGUGCGCCGCCGGCCUGUGCGCAGACUGAGCUGUGUCUGAUGCCCCGGCCGGGCCUCGUGCCCUACGCGGGUGUCAGCGGCGGCGCGCUGUGCGUCGACUGAGCUGUGUCUGAUGCCGCGGCGGAGGUGGGGUGCGCUGCGGCCGGGCCUCGCGCUGCACGCGGGUGUCGGCGGCGCCGUGCUGUGCGCCGACUGAGCUGUGUCUGAUGCCGCGGCGGAGGUGGGGUGCGCCGCGGCCGGGCCUCGCGCUGCACACAGGUGUCGGCGGCGCCGUGCUGUGCGCCGACUGAGCUGUGUCUGAUGCCGCGGCAGAGGCGGGGCGCGCCGCACGCGGGUGUCGGCGGCGUAGCCGGCGGCCGAGUCGACGGCCGACCCUCAGCCGGGACGCGUGACAGGCAACACAGGCAGAAACGAACUCGCGGCAAGGCGACUUUAAACUCGCGGCGGAGUAAACGUGAGCUCAUAGCGAGACCAAACACGGAUGGGCAACGAAACAAUGCGUUGAGAAGGGCUCAAACUUAUCGUGAGGCGAAUAAGAGUGUGGUGCAACACUGCUCACAAGUGUAUUACGAUGUGACAGGUGAUAAGAGGUGAUAUUGUACCGCUUUGGUGUUGUGCCAGCGGCGAAGUGAGUCACGAAUGUGUGAAAACAACUGGGGAAUGCCACGAACAAAGCUCUGCGUGUGUAACGUCUUUUUGGCAUUAUACGAGGUGCGUGGUGGUAAGAUGUCGGGUUUGCGUCAGAUCCUCGCAUGUCUGGUUGAGCACCUGCUACUGUCUGCACUUUAGUGGUACCUUGUUUAGAGUACGCUUCCUAAAGCCUCGUCUUCUGAGCGACAUAUUUCUUCCGGUCCUGUCCAGCGCCCCCAUAGACAUGUCACCCAUCACGUCACGCAAUCGUUCCGCGUGCUCGGACAUAUUCUGCUUGUUGCGUGUCACCGUGCAGGUUCUGCGUGUAGUCUGCGGCGGUGUGAUACGUAGGUUCAUUGUAGCUACACACUGCCUGGCGAAUAGUGUCCUAAAGUAUCUGCAACCAGCACGAACGAAAUAAAACUGUGAGAGCAU
Molecule: messenger RNA, 2233 nt
Organism: Pollicipes pollicipes
Lineage: Eukaryota; Metazoa; Arthropoda; Thecostraca; Pollicipedomorpha; Pollicipedidae
Gene: Creld
Product: Cysteine rich with EGF like domains
Exons: 8
Coding region: 58-1128 (356 amino acids)
Source: RefSeq, a predicted model, not a curated record